AAUGGGUUGGUUAGAUGAUCACAAGCCAGCAAUGGCUAUGUUUGCACUGCAGUUUACAUAUGCAGGGGUCACUUUAUCAACUAGAGCUGCUCUUUUGCAAGGAAUGAGCCCCAGGGUGUUUGUGUUCUACAGGCAAGCCAUAGCCACUUUGGUUAUUGCUCCCAUUGCAUAUUUUGCAAGAAGAAAAACUACAAGCUGUUCUAUAGGGUUGAAAAGCUUUGGUUUGAUAUUUUUGGCCACUCUUGUUGGCGUAACGGUCAACCAGAACAUCUACUUUGAGGGUGUAUACUUAGCCUCUUCGUCCUUGGGAAGUGCAAUGGGUAAUCUAAUCCCUGCAAUCACCUUUGUAAUCGCAUCCAGCAUUGGAUUAGAGAAGGUAAAUAUCCGAAGGUUGAGAAGCAUUGCAAAGAUUAUAGGGACAGUGUUGUGUGUGAGUGGAGCCAUUUUCAUGGCAUUGCUCAAAGGGCCAAAGCUACUGAACACACAAUUAAUCCUACCAAUUACAACAUCUAUUUUUGGGUCUGGAGGUGGUGAUAAUUGGUUGCUGGGUUGUCUCUUUCUCUUCGGAAGCAGUUGUUGCUGGUCAAUUUGGCUAAUUUUGCAGGUCCCAGUUUCAGCAAGCUAUCCUGACCACCUAUCCUUAUCUGCUUGGAUGUGUUUUAUGGCAACAAUACAAUCAGCAAUAGUUGCAUUCUUCACAGAGAAACACUCCUCGAAAGCUUGGAAUAUGAAUUCAUAUCUUCAACUUGCUUGUUGUUUUUAUUCAGGAAUAAUAGGAUCAGGGUUGUCCUUCUUUGUUCAAGCCUGGUGCAUUUCGCGUAGGGGUCCACUCUUCUCUGCAAUGUUUAAUCCUCUAUGCACAGUUAUAGUCACCAUCUUUGCUUCUAUAUUUCUACAUGAAGAGAUCUAUACUGGAAGCUUGGUAGGUGGUGUUUGUGUAAUUGGUGGAUUAUAUGUUGUGCUGUGGGGUAAGGCUAAAGACAUUGAGGAGUUGAAAGUGGAGAAAGAUGUGAAGUCGGGAAAUGUGAAGAUUUUGAUGGAUGAAUCGAAAAUUGAUUUGGAGGAACCACUUUUAUCACACUAUAAGUUGUGAAGAGACAAAGACAGACUCAGAUGCUCCACCAAUAACUUGUACGCACGUACCAUUUACCUAGUAGUCCACUCCACUCCACUCGAGUCUUGAUUAACAUAAGAAGCCACAUGUUUUAAUUACUAGCCACCCAACAAUAUUGUAGCUCUCCAUAGUCCAUAUCUUUGAAAUCAUGCUCCAUUUUGAAUAUUAAACCAAUUUCAUUUUUAUAAUCUCA
Molecule: messenger RNA, 1307 nt
Organism: Cornus florida
Lineage: Eukaryota; Viridiplantae; Streptophyta; Magnoliopsida; Cornales; Cornaceae
Product: WAT1-related protein At4g30420
Exons: 7
Coding region: 2-1093 (363 amino acids)
Cellular component (GO): plasma membrane
Molecular function (GO): transmembrane transporter activity
Source: RefSeq, a predicted model, not a curated record